Notolabrus celidotus (New Zealand spotty) is the source of this 2162-nucleotide messenger RNA. It is a transcript of the gene spns3, whose product is annotated as spinster homolog 3 (Drosophila). Gene Ontology annotation, biological process: transmembrane transport. Bases 271 to 1815 code for a protein of 514 amino acids. The record is from RefSeq and is a predicted model, not a curated record. Gene Ontology annotation, cellular component: membrane. Lineage: Eukaryota; Metazoa; Chordata; Actinopteri; Labriformes; Labridae. The transcript is spliced from 14 exons. Gene Ontology annotation, molecular function: transmembrane transporter activity.
CUGAAUUAUUUUGUUUAUGUAGCAAAGCUGCAAUUUGCCUAAAAUAAAAACUCGUAGCAAUAAAAUUUCAGCUAGCAACAUCAACGAGAGCUAACGUUAACGACAGAGCUGCACUGGCAUGAAUGUGAAAGCUGAGGACUCUGUCAGCUUCCUCGAGACUCAGAGACACACUGAGAGACACUGAGUCAACUCACAGCUGCAAACAUGGAAUAGAGUGAGAAGAACGCAGAAACAAGGCAUCGGCAACAAGUUGUAAAAAAGCUGCUCACUAUGGAGCCAGAGGUAUCAGUGAGUUCCCCUCAGGACAAGCCAAGGCCUCGAUGGAGUCGGGGCUCGGGCUCGGGCUCGGGCCUACACUAUGGCUCUUUUGUAAACAGCCUUUCAUCGCUCACACCAAAAGUACCAGACAAUCAGCCCAUAUCACCGGGUCGCGCCAAGAUAGCUGUAGCUGUGCUCUGCUACAUCAACCUGCUCAACUACAUGGAGCGUUAUACAAUCGCAGGUGUCCUGCUUAACCUGCAGAAAUUCUUUGAUAUAAGUGACAGUACAGCUGCUCUACUACAAACAGUCUUCAUCUGCAGUUUCUUACUCCUGGCCCCUCUCUUUGGUUACCUUGGUGACCGCUACAACCGGAAAUACAUCAUGGUGGGUGGACUGAGCGUGUGGCUUGUGACAGCGGCAGCAAGCUCUUUUGUCACUGAGUCGUUAUUUUGGCUCCUGAUGCUGCUGCGAGCGAUGGUUGGCAUUGGAGAGGCCAGCUACUCCACCAUCGCUCCAACCAUCAUUGGCGACCUCUUCACCGGAGCUCAACGGAGCCUUGUGAUCUGUCUCUUCUACAUCUUUAUCCCUAUUGGAAGUGGUCUGGGAUACAUCACAGGGGCAGGGCUUGCUACUGCCACAGGAGAUUGGCGCUGGGCCCUCAGGAUCACUCCCAUCAUGGGUGUGUUUGGACUUGUGAUGCUGGUCUUCCUAUGCCCAAACCCACCCAGGGGUGCUGCUGAAAACCACGGAGAGGGCAUCACAGGGCAGAGCACGUACCUGGAGGACGUCAAGUAUCUGCUGAAGAAUAAAAGUUACUUGUGGUCAACAUUUGGAGUGACAGCUACAGCCUUCCUCACUGGAGCCCUGGCUUUCUGGACACCCACUUAUCUCUCCAGAGCUCAGGUCGCCCAGAACAUCAGACCCCCGUGUGAGAAAGAGCCCUGCAACCCCAUAGACAGUUAUAUCUUCGGAGCUAUAACGGUGGUGACAGGCAUUCUGGGAGGAUGUCUCGGCACUGGUUUGUCCAGACGGUUCAGGGACAAGGUGCCAUAUGUGGACCCCAUCAUCUGUGCAGUGGGCCUGCUGGGAUCAGCCCCCUGCCUCUUUGUCGUCAUAUUUGUAGCAUCAACAAGCAUCCCUGCCACUUACGUAUUCAUUUUCUUAGGUGAAGUACUGAUAUCCCUGAACUGGGCUGUCAUGGCGGACAUACUGCUGUAUGUUGUUAUACCGACCAGACGGUCCACAGCUGAGGCUCUGCAGAUUACAGUCGGUCAUCUUCUGGGUGACGCAGGAAGUCCUUACCUCGUAGGAGCGAUUUCUGAUGCUUUAAGCAAAUCUCAACCUUCGAGUCACAUCUGGAGCUUCCACAGUUUGAAAUUUAGCCUGCUGGUCUGCCCGUUUGUCGGGGCUCUAGGUGCGCUAUUUUUCUUCAUGGCUGCUCUUUACAUCACUGAAGACAAGAAGGCAGCUCUGCGACUAGUUGAAGAAGAGCCCCCACCACAGCAGGGAACUUCAACUGAGGCACCGAUGGAGAUGAGCACACAGGAGAAAUGAGUCCGUAAAAUGUCAAAAGUGGCCAUGUAAUUAUUUUAUAUGUAAAUACUGAAAGUUAAGUUAAAAAACGACUGCUGUGGACAAACUGGUGUUGGAGCUGGCUUGAAAAACACUGUUUGGUCCUCUUACAGUUACACAAUGACAACAGAUCCAGAGAAACCUCAUCAAAGUCUCAACUAUCAGAUGCCUUCACUAGAAAUAGUUAUCUUUGCACUGAGGAUAUAAAUAGCUUUUUUUUAAAACCUUUGAAUUAGAGACAGUUUUAUUUGUACAUGCUAGGAAGGCGGGUGCUUUUUAAAUUGAAUUGCUGUUUUAAAUUUUUUCAAUAAAUCUAUUAUUAAAAAUGA